ACAUGUCAAUCAGGAUUAAUGCCCAUACAAACCUCCCCUUUAGGUUCAUCCAGGUCCUUUCACUAGUAGAAGUAUAGCGAAGCCAGGGCAGAGGCGGUAAUAUAUAAAGCAGAAGAGGACAGGACAGAAACACAACUCCAAAGCCCAGCGGUUUCAGUAGCGCACUCCACGGACCGCAGCCUGGACUCUCACGUUAGAGCGUCUCUAACAGUGGUUGACAGGCGUAAUGACGGAUCACUCGUUAAUUUCCAGAGCGUGAUGCAUGUAGACUGUCAUGUCAGAGCUCCUUGAAGUCAAACCGUUUUUUGUCGCCAGUGGAUUACUCAUGCAAGAGUUUCUGAUGCUGCAAAUGAGAGUCUUUGCAAGCUGACACACUUGCUCAUAAAUCGCACUGUUGGGAGGACACCAGAAGUGCACGUAAACUUGUAGCGUAAACAUUAUAGGCUACUCAUCGGCUGCCAGCGAGCUCUUUUCGAGAUGGAUUUGAAGAACGCGUGUCGUAUGUGUCUUUUCCCGCUUCAAAUGCUCUAUUAUAUAGUCAGAGCAAGUUUGUUUUCGCUGUUGCCAAACAGAAGGAAGGACCUGACCAAGGAGGUGGUAUUGAUCACCGGUGGGGGACGAGGCAUCGGUCGUCACCUGGCUAAUGAGUUUGCCAAGCAGGGGGCCAGAAAGGUUAUCUUGUGGGGCCGAACAGAAAAGUGCCUUAAAGAAGCAGCAGAAGAGAUCUCUCUCUCAGGAACCGAGUGCCAUUACUUCCUGUGUGAUGUGGCCAAUCGGGAAGAAGUUUACAAGCAAGCCAAGGUGGUUAGAGAAAAGGUGGGGGAUGUUACGAUAUUAGUGAACAAUGCAGCUGUGGUGCACGGCAAAAGUCUGAUAGACAGCGAUGACGACGCCCUUCUGAAAUCCCAACACAUCAACACCAUGGGACAGUUCUGGACUACAAAAGCCUUCCUCCCUCGGAUGCUGGAGCUGCAGCACGGACACGUAGUGUGCAUAAACUCCAUCCUGUCCCAGUCUCCCAUCCCUGGAGCCAUAGACUACAGCACCUCUAAGGCAUCAUCGCUGGCGUUCAUGGAGAGUCUGACACUAGGCAUGCUGGACUGUCCCGGCGUUGGCUGCACCACCGUGCUUCCUUUCCACACUAACACCGAGAUGUUCCAGGGCAUGAGAGUCAGGUUUCCCCAGCUCUUUCCUCCUCUCAAACCAGAGAUAGUUGCCCAGAGGACUGUGGAUGCAGUGAGAGCUGACAAGGCCUUUCUCUAUUUGCCCUGGACUAUGCAUGCCCUUGUCUUUUUAAAAAGCUUCAUGCCACAAGUUGCACUUGAAGAAAUCCACAAGUUUUCUGGGAGUUACACCUGCAUGAACACUUUCAAAGGGAGGACAUGAACCUGGAUAGCACUCAAUGUGCGAGAGACCGCAACAGCUUUGGGGUGUAAUGAAGGGAAUAUGGACCUUAAGACAUCUGGAAGUGGAAGAUGCCCUGUGAUAGUGUGAAGACUUAGGGGACAUGCAAGGUGGUUGCUUCUGCAGGUAGAAUUAAGAUGAACUGCAGGAUAUAACCAUGCCUCAUUUGUUUGAGUGUGUGCCUAUGUGUAUAGUAUGAAGGACUGAAUGCCUCACUUUGAACAUAAGCCAUGCAUGGUCUGUACCAGUAGUUUCUCUGGGAGUUUUUUUGACACAUGUUUUAGACUGUUUUUACACUCCUUUUUUAUUCUCCUUUUAAUAUGUGUUUAAAUCAAAACAAGAUAAUAAAAUGGAGUUUUAGAGAUGCACUGUAUUUCUUUAUGCAUGAUGAAGAUAGAAAAACUGAACACUUGGGAGGUACAGACUGUUUUGUGUCUGGGUUUUGACUUCCAUGGCAGUGUGAUAACACCUUUGAUUUAUAACAAGCAUGAGAUCAGUGACUGUGACAGACGAUGUUGUCAAAACAUAAAACAUAUGCUAGGAGGGGUCAUGUGUGUUCUUGACUGUUUUCCGCUGACGGAAAAUGUUAAAGGGGGAAUGAUGUAAUACUGCAUAAAAAUAAUAAACUCAAAACAAGUCGGUCAGGA
Eleginops maclovinus (Patagonian blennie) is the source of this 2051-nucleotide messenger RNA. RefSeq names its product dehydrogenase/reductase (SDR family) member 3b (gene dhrs3b). Lineage: Eukaryota; Metazoa; Chordata; Actinopteri; Perciformes; Eleginopidae. The transcript has 6 exons. Bases 478 to 1386 code for a protein of 302 amino acids. Gene Ontology annotation, molecular function: all-trans-retinol dehydrogenase (NAD+) activity. Gene Ontology annotation, cellular component: lipid droplet. Gene Ontology annotation, biological process: regulation of retinoic acid receptor signaling pathway; retinoid metabolic process. The record is from RefSeq and is a predicted model, not a curated record.